Molecule: messenger RNA, 1263 nt
Organism: Mastomys coucha (southern multimammate mouse)
Lineage: Eukaryota; Metazoa; Chordata; Mammalia; Rodentia; Muridae
Gene: Asb12
Product: ankyrin repeat and SOCS box containing 12
Exons: 3
Coding region: 199-1125 (308 amino acids)
Biological process (GO): positive regulation of transcription by RNA polymerase II; intracellular signal transduction
Cellular component (GO): nucleus
Molecular function (GO): transcription cis-regulatory region binding; protein binding
Source: RefSeq, a predicted model, not a curated record
CUUUCCAGUGGGAACAGAGGUCCCAAACAGCUCCAGCCUGGGACGGUAGUGGUUCUCUGAAGAGGGCCCACCAGGACCUUUGGGCUUCAUCAGAGAGACUGGAGUUGCAACUCUCCAUUGAGCGCGGGCUCCAGCUGAAGUCCUAUCUGAAAUUUCCUCCUCCUUGCAAUGAGAAUAGUGGUCUUCCAAUAAACCAGAAUGAACUUCAUGGAUAUCUCCAAGAUCUUCUCUCUUCUGCAACCUGAAAAGGAGGAAGAGGACACUGACAUGGGGGAAAAACAGGCUCUCAGUCAAGCUGUGUAUGACAAUGACUCCUGUACUCUUGACCACCUUCUACACCAGGAACGUUAUAAACGGUUCAUCAACAGCAGGAGUGGCUGGGGUAUACCUGGAACACCCUUGCGUUUGGCAGCUUCUUAUGGUCACUUAAAUUGUGUGAAGGUCCUACUGGAACAUGGUGCUGAUGUUGAUAGCUUGGAUGUUAAAGCACAAACACCCCUUUUCACUGCUGUUAGUCAUGGUCAUCUGGAGUGUGUGAGAAUGCUUUUAGAAGCGGGUGCCUGUCCUAGUGGUAGCAUCUACAACAAUUGCUCUCCUGUUCUCACUGCCUCACGUGAUGGGGCUUUUGCCAUCUUACAGGAGCUCCUAGGGCAUGGUGCAGAGGCUAAUGUCAAGGCUAAACUACCAGUCUGGGCAUCAAACAUAGCUUCCUGUUCUGGCCCCCUCUAUUUGGCUGCAGUCUAUGGGCACCUCGAUUGUUUCCGCCUGCUUCUGCUCUAUGGGGCAGAUCCUGAUUACAACUGCACUGAUCAGGGCCUCUUAAGUCGUGUUCCACAGCCUCGCACACUCCUUGAAAUCUGCCUUCAUCAUAAUUGUGAGCCAGAGUACAUCCAGCUUUUAAUAGAUUUUGGAGCUAACAUCUACCUUCCAUCUCUUCCCUUGGACCCAACUUCACAAGAUGAUAAUGGCAUCAAAUUGCUGCUACAAGCCCGAGCCACUCCACGGACACUCCUGUCCCAGGCCCGUUUAGUUAUCCGCAGAUCCUUGUGUCGGGCCAACCAGCCACAAGCCAUCGACCAGCUGGAUAUUCCCCCUGUGUUGAUUAACUACCUCAAGCAUCAAUGAUAAGUUUUCAACUUUCUCAGGAACCUAAUGCAUGAUACCUCCAAAAAAUACACCUGGUAACCCAGGUUGUUUGAGAAUAAUACACCUCAUAACUUUUCUGGUUUAUUAUUCUCCACAAUAAAAUCCUUAGCAAAGUAA